GACGGCAAGAAGCACAGCCAGAGUGAUGUGUCAUUGUGACCUGUGAGACGGCAAGAAGGCACUACAUCAUGGUAUUCAAAUGUCUUCAGAGGGCACUGUGACAGCAGCACGACUGGGGUGAGUCUACCCUGGGCACGGCUGUACUAGUGGAAGUGUGUCUGUGAGGUCUGUGACCCUGAUCACACACACACACUGAUCAGUGACUUCUGCCUCAUUAAAAUGGAGGUCAACAACUCAGAGGAUAAAACCAACAGACAUGUCAAGCUGGAGAGACGCAACUCUCCUGCGCCCAGCCGUGUGUCCAUGAAGAGUGAAAAAUCAAUGGGUGUGCCAAUCCACUUCAGUGGUGGCCAUGACAACAAUGAAGACCAGGACAUGAAGUUUCAUCCGGAGAGACCAGACUCUCCUGUGCCCAGCCAUGUAUCCAUGAAGAGUGACAAGUCAAUGGGUGUGCCCAUCCACUUCACAGGAGACAUCGACGGAGAUGAUGGGUAAAAACAUGAACUGGUUUGAGUUUUUCUUUUCCUUUAACCAUUAAUCAGAAUGACAUCAUAUAACUGAGUGCACUCUCAUGAUUCCACCAGUUUCCAGCUGAAGACCACAGCACCAGUGUCAAAGAGCACACACAUGAAACAAUCGAUUGCUGAGGCUGUUCAGACGACAAUUAAAUCCCACCUAAGGAAGAAGUUUCAGUGUCUAUUUGAGGGAACAGCAGAGCACGGACCCGUCAGACUUCUCAAUGAGAUCUACACUGACCUCUACAUCACAGAGGGAGAGGAGGGGGAGGUCAACAAAGAACACGAGGUCAGACAAAUAGAGACAGCAUCCAGAAGAACGCAAGCAGAAGACGAGGCCAUCAAGUGUAACGAGAUCUUUAGACCCUUACCUGGACAAGACAAACCCAUCAGAACAGUGCUGACAAAGGGAGUGGCUGGAAUUGGAAAAACAGUCUCUGUGCAGAAGUUCGUUCUUGACUGGGCUGAAGGAAAAGCCAAUCAGGAUGUCCACUUCAUAUUUCCGCUACCUUUCAGGGAGCUGAAUUUAAUCAAGGAGGAACAUCUCAGUCUAGUCCAACUCCUUCAGCAUUUGUUCACAGAACUGAAAGACAUGCCACUCUUCAAUCCCGAAGAGCACAAAGUUGUGUUCAUCUUUGAUGGCCUGGAUGAGUGCCGACUUCUUCUGGACUUUCACAACAGCAAGCCUGUUUUCAAGGUGGAUGAUCCAGCCUCAGUGGACGUGCUACUGACAAACCUCAUCAAGGGGAAUCUGCUUCCCUUUGCUCUCCUCUGGAUCACCACCCGACCAGCAGCAGCUGAUAAGAUCCCACCUAAGUGUGUAGGCCUGGUGACAGAAGUACGAGGUUUCAGUGACCCACAGAAAGAGGAGUACUUCAGGAAGAGAAUCAGUGAUGAGAACCUGGCCAGAAGAGCCGUGUCGUACCUGAAGUCAUCCAGGAGCCUCUACAUCAUGUGCCACAUUCCAGUCUUAUGCUGGAUUUUAGCCACUGUUUUAGAAACAAUGCUAACUGAAACAUAUACUGGAGAGAUCCCCAGAAGUCUUACUCAAAUGUACACACACUUCCUGAUCAUUCAGACAAGUAUGAAGAAGGUUAAGUACACAGAGCAAAAAGAGAGAGAUGAAGGAAUUAUUUUCAAACUGGGGAAACUGGCUUUCCAACAGCUGGAGAAGGACAAUCUGAUCUUCUAUGAGGAAGACUUGAGAGAGUGUGGAAUUAAUAUCACAGAAGCAUCAGUGUACUCAGGAGUGUGUACUCAGAUCUUCAGAGAGGAGGCUGGGCUGUACCAGGGGAAGGUGUUCAGCUUUGUGCAUCUGAGCAUUCAGGAGUUUCUUGCAGCUUUAUAUGUAUUCCUGUGCUUCAGCAAAAGAGAGAAAAACAUGCCUGACCAACAGCAAACCUCUCAGCUCUCUGCUCUAUUCAGAGCUGCAACACUUCAUGACCUACACAAGACUGUAGUGGAUCUGGCCUUACAGAGUGCGAACGGACACCUGGACCUUUUCCUCCGCUUCCUUCUGGGCCUCUCACUGGAGUCCACUCAAAACCUCCUAAACAGCCUUUUGAAAAAGACAGGGAGUAUCUUACUGAACACAGAAGAGACCGUGGAGUACAUCAAGAAAAAUAUCGAAGAUGGCUCAGAGUUUAACAGGGUGCUUAACCUUUUUCACUGUCUGAACGAACUGAACGACACGUCUAUGGUGGAGGACAUGCAGAGAUGCUUGGUCUCCGGUGCUCUUCCCUGGCCUAACAAUACCAUUCCCUCGUCCAGUCAGUGCGCCUCACUUCUGUAUCUGUUGCUGACUGCAGAAGAAGGAAAGUAUGAGUUUUAUCCAAAUCAAAUAAUGAAAACAGAUGAAUGUGUCAAGAACAUGCUUCCAGUUAUCAAAGCUUCUAGACAUGCCAGGUAAGAGAAACAGCAUCUUGUAUCUCUAUGAGAAUGUCUGUAAUAAAUUAUGUUUCCUUUAUCCUCUGAGAAUAAGUUCAUGAACCAUCUUGCAUCAACUCAGCUUUAUGCUUCGUGCUAACUAUUUUGCAUAAUACAACAUAAAUGAGUACAUCCGCGUGCAAUAUAAUUUAAACAUCAAAUUAUGUUGAAC
This is a messenger RNA of Clupea harengus (Atlantic herring), 2613 nucleotides long. Its product is annotated as protein NLRC3-like. Gene Ontology annotation, molecular function: protein binding. The transcript has 5 exons. The record is from RefSeq and is a predicted model, not a curated record. Bases 628 to 2424 code for a protein of 598 amino acids. NCBI's taxonomy places the organism in Eukaryota, Metazoa, Chordata, Actinopteri, Clupeiformes, Clupeidae.